Suillus subaureus is the source of this 1503-nucleotide messenger RNA. RefSeq lists its product as uncharacterized. The coding region runs from base 181 to 1476 and encodes 431 amino acids. The record is from RefSeq and is a predicted model, not a curated record. The transcript has 7 exons. Lineage: Eukaryota; Fungi; Basidiomycota; Agaricomycetes; Boletales; Suillaceae.
GGUAGCAAGAACCGUACAAUCGCGUGUUGGGUAAUUGUUUACAGUACUCUCAGGCCAUGUAAGUAGUCAUGCAAAGUCACUAUGAAUGAUGAAUCACGUGCGCAGGGUUGAAACGUCUUACUGUGCAGUACUGUGUUCGCCUGUCACUCAAUAUUCAGAAUCACUACUAGCACUGAGACCAUGGCGCAUAUCAGUGAAGGUGUCGUGAACAGCAAUGAACUUUCUCACCACGACGACGAUCCUAGAGCAUACCCAUUCCCAUGUGGACAAUCUGCCGGUAGGCGACUCGACUCUGUCUCAAAUGGCUUGAGGCGGUGGGCAACACGAGCCCACCUUGCAAAAAACUCCUGGUAUCCUGCCUACAUAAAGGCCAAUAAACGAUAUGAAGAAUUACUCCUUCAAACUCCUGAAGCCUACCCCUUCCCCUUUGGAGAGCAUAAAGACAAAAGACUCGAUGUACCAGAAGACACCAUCUGGUGGGGUAUUCAUCCUUCACGGUCUGGUAAUGACUGGCAUCAAAACCUGGCGGAGGCAUAUCGUCUUUACUUGGACAAGUAUAAUGGAUAUAGGCUCGAUGAUGUGUACAAGCGUCCUGGUUUCAUCAGAUUUUGUCUGAAACCAGAGCAUAGCAAAUGCCUUUGGUAUUACAAGUUCAAAGACCUAGUUCAGAGGUACAGGAUUUAUCUCCGGACCCACCGACGGCCAUACCACCCCAGAGCAUCUGCGCACGUGGAAAAUCCCACAGGGCAACUUCUUGGAAAACAGAACGAUGGCCGCGGGUCUGUGGAGCCCGACGAUGACUACGAGCGCGAUGUCUUUGUAGUUGAUGAUGACGAGACAAUCUACCAAGAGAAUGGUAGUGAUUUCGAACCAGCCAAUAACACCAACGAUCCCGUGGUGGAUGACGACAGUGAUGGGCACGACGAUGCAGAGCACGCUGACUCUGAGUCCACAGAGAAUGGUGAUGCAGAUCGGUCUGUUGUACAGGCGGAAGGCCUCCCACCCUCUCACGCGAGUGCAAAUAUUUCUCAAACCUCGGGCCCAGAUCCAGAUGACGAUAUACCUCUGGAUGAAUUGCACAACAAAACUAUAAUAAAGCGCCUGUUUGAUGGAAGAAAAACAAAGGUCACGUCUUCAAACAACCGUCGAAGAACCUACCAUUCGAGCUCGGGCGAGGAAACUGACACCGCUGAGCAGCCCCCGCCAAAACGCCUCAGACGCAGGUCCGAACCUGAAGUCCAUGGGCCUGCACAGCCCGAUUCCCACUCUGAUGUAGAGUCCGCUGCACUAGAUGAGCCUGAGACCCCUCAUCGCGAUCAGCUCUCUCAAUCUCUCAGUGCUUUGUCGUUGUCUCAGAAAUCCGCUGGAAGCCCAAACAAUGAUGGUGAACUCCCACACGCACCUCAUCAUGAUACUCGUAUAGCACGCCUGGGGAGACGUUAUCGUGCACCUAUUCAGUCAGAUGUUGAGGAGUGAGGAUUUCAGCGAUGCUUGGUAUAUAUG